AAGCCCGUCAGGACAAUGGAUACCAUUAUGGAGAAGCCAAUGGAUAUCGUUCUCAAGUCACGGACAUUGACGGUGCCUAUUGUCGAAGAUCCAACACCAAAGCCUCGCAUUGUCAUCACACAUUUGGUCCUCGAAAACUUCAAGAGUUACGCUGGACGACAAGAAGUGGGACCAUUCCAUGCGUCGUUCUCAUCCGUUGUUGGACCCAACGGCUCUGGAAAAUCUAAUGUUAUUGACUCUCUCCUCUUUGUGUUUGGCUUCCGAGCUAGCAAGAUGCGACAGGGAAAGAUCUCCGCUUUAAUUCACAGUUCUGCACAAUAUCCCAACCUUCCUUUCUGCGAGGUUGCGGUGCAUUUCCAAGAAGUCUUGGAUCAGCCUGGGGGUGGCCAUGAAGUAAUCCCCGAUUCGGAGCUUAUUAUUUCCCGCAAGGUUUUCAAAAACAACUCCAGCAAAUACUACAUCAAUGGCAAGGAGUCUAGCUUCACAAUCGUCACAACUCUUCUGCGCGACCGUGGCGUAGAUCUCGAUCACAAGCGUUUCUUGAUUCUCCAGGGAGAAGUCGAAUCAAUUGCUCAGAUGAAGCCCAAGGCUGCGAAUGAGCACGAAGAUGGAUUACUGGAGUACCUUGAAGACAUCAUUGGAACCUCUAAAUACAAAACUCCGAUUGAAGAAUCUGCUGCCGAAGUCGAAACUAUCAAUGAAGUUUGUAUGGAAAAGAGUGCUCGUGUUCAGCAUGUUGAGAAGGAGAAGAAUAGCCUGGAAGAAAAGAAAGACAAGGCACUUGCAUUUAUUCGAGAUGAGAAUGAACUCGCCAUGAAGCAAUCUGCAUUGUAUCAACUCUAUCUUCACGAGUGUACCGACAACAUCGCGGUCACAGAAGAGGCAAUCAAUCAGAUGCAAUCUCAACUGGACCUUGAACUUGAAAAACAUCAAGGUAGCGAGCAAAUCAUCAAGGAGCUUGAACGCCAAUACGCCCAGGUUGGUAAGGAGUUUGAAGCUCAAGACAAGCAAACUCAAGCAUUCGUCAAAGAAUUGGCAAAGUUUGAACAAGAGCGGGUCAAAUUUGACGAGAAGAAGAAAUUCUUGGAAGAUAAGAGAAAAAAGCUUCAGAAAUCGAUUAAUAAGACUGAAAGAUCCGCGGCUGAAGCUGAUGAGACGAUCGAGCAAUGCGGAGAGGACAUCGUCACACGGACACAAGAAAUCGCAGUAUUGGAGUCUACGGCGAAAGAUGAAGAAGCUGAGCUUACCAGAAUCAGAGAGAAUCUGAAGGGAAAGACCCAAGUCUUUUCUGACCAGAUUGCAGCCAAACAAAAGUCACUGGAGCCAUGGGUAGAGAAGGUCAAUCAGAAGCAAUCUGCCAUUGCUGUUGCUGAAAGUGAGAUGAACAUUCUCCAGGAAAAGGCGAAUGCUGGUGCAGUUGCUCUGCAGGAGCUGGAGGCCAAAAUAUCAUCCAUAGAAGAGGGCAAAGUCGCCAAGCAAAAGGAGCUCAAGGCUUGCCAGGCUGAAAAAGCAAAAUUGACAAAGGAGGCUGAAAAGAUGAAAUCCGAGCUCUCAAUUCUCGCAGAACAAGAACCAAAGAUAAGAUCAAAGAUUUCUAACGCUCGCCAGAAAGCAGACGAGGCUCGUUCCAGCUUGGCUAAUACUCAGACGAGAGGCAAUGUGCUAUCUGCCCUGAUGCGAAUGAAGGAAUCAGGUCGUAUUGAUGGAUUCCAAGGUCGUCUAGGAAACCUUGGCACUAUUGAUAAGAAAUACGACGUGGCAGUCUCUACCGCGUGCCCUCAGCUUGACAACUUUGUCACCGAAACGGUAGAGGCAGGUCAACAGUGCAUCGAGUACCUACGGAAGAAUAACCUCGGUCGCGGUAACUUCAUCUGUCUAGAUAAACUUCGACAACGGGAUAUGUCACCCAUCCACACCCCGGAAAACGCGCCGCGGUUGUUUGAUCUUGUCAAAGCAAAAGCUGACAAAUUCCUACCGGCGUUCUAUCACGCUAUGCAAGAUACUCUUGUUGCCAAUGACCUUGCUCAGGCCAAUCGUAUCGCUUACGGUUCCAAGAGGUGGCGAGUUGUGACGCUGGAUGGCGAAUUAAUUGACAAAUCUGGUACCAUGUCAGGAGGUGGUAACACGGUGAAGAGAGGCCUUAUGUCCUCCAAGCUCGUUGCCGACACAACACAAGAACAUGUCGCCAAACUUGAAGAGGAUCGUGAUGGGUGGGAAACCAAGUUCCAAGAGUUUCAGGAAUAUCAACGAGAAUGCGAGAACAGAUUGAAGGAACUGAACCGAGAAAUCCCACAAUUAGACACCAAGAUGCAAAAGAUUGGCUUAGAAAUGGAGAGCGCCACGCGAAACUUGGCUGAUACCCAGCGACGCAUUCAGGAAGUCAACAAGGAGUACCAACCAUCCACCGAAGACUCUAAGAGAUUUUCGACACUGCAGAAGGAAGUAGCUAAGCUGACUGCAGAAGUGGAUAAACUUCGUGGUGAGACAUCUAGCGUCGAGGAGGAGAUUAAAGCUCUGCAAGACAAGAUCAUGCAAGUUGGUGGAGAGAAGCUGCGAGCUCAGCGAGCCAAGGUUGACGCUAUUAAAGAGGAGAUUUCAUCUCACAACGACGAGAUUUCCAAUGCUGAGGUCAAGAAAGCCAAGGCCGAGAAACAGAAGGUCAAGCUUGAGAAAGAGCACACUAAGGCUACUAAAGAGCGAGAUGCCGCAGUACGCGAUCUUGAGCAGCUACAAGACGGUCUUAACAACCAAGGAGAGAAAGCGGAAGAGCUAAAAGCCCAAGUCGAGGAAGCCGAGCAAGGGCUUGCGCAGAUGAAGAAGGGGCUGAAACAGCUUAAGACAGAGUUGGACGCGAAGAUUGCAGAGCUCAAUGAAACCCGAGCGGUGGAGAUUGAGAUGCGAAAUAAGCUUGAAGAGAACCAGAAAGUCCUCGCUGAUAACCAGAAGCGACUCCGAUACUGGCAAGAAAAGUUGUCCAAACUUAUGGAUGAUGGAGAUGCCAUGUCAGUAACCUCGGACAAAACUGAACAUGCCGAAAGCGCGCCCGCUCGCCAGCCCAACGAACUGCCAAGGUAUACGCCAGACGAGUUGGCUGGUAUGAAUAAAGAGACUCUUAAAGGGGAGAUUGCCGCGUUGGAAGAGAAGACUCAGAAUGUCAACGUGGAUCUCGGAGUUUUGGCUGAGUAUCGUCGUCGCGUAGAAGAGCAUGUAAACCGCGCGUCUGAUCUGCAAACAGCACUUGAACAGCGCGAUGCGGCAAAGAAGAGACUGGAUGACCUGCGCCGUUUGCGACUUGAAGGCUUCAUGGAGGGCUUCAGUGCAAUUUCACUGCGUCUCAAGGAGAUGUACCAAAUGAUCACCAUGGGAGGUAACGCAGAACUCGAGCUGGUUGACAGCUUAGACCCCUUCAGCGAAGGUAUUCUUUUCAGCGUGAUGCCGCCCAAAAAGAGCUGGAAGAAUAUCGGCAACCUUUCCGGUGGAGAGAAGACUUUGAGUAGUCUUGCUUUGGUGUUUGCUCUGCACCACUAUAAGCCAACGCCGCUAUACGUCAUGGACGAAAUUGAUGCUGCUUUGGACUUCCGAAACGUCUCAAUCGUGGCGAAUUACAUCAAAGAGCGUACAAAGAACGCGCAGUUCAUCGUUAUUUCGCUACGAAACAACAUGUUUGAGCUUGCAGCGCGCCUUGUCGGCGUGUACAAGGUCAACCAUAUGACGAAGAGUGUCACGAUAGAGAACAAGGACUUUAUCGACAGGCCUCAAAUGACACAGCAGCAGCAGCAGAGAGCGCUGGGAGGAGGUGGAAAUACGACCACAGUAGCAAUGAGGUAG
Messenger RNA from Trichoderma asperellum CBS 433.97, 3828 nucleotides. Lineage: Eukaryota; Fungi; Ascomycota; Sordariomycetes; Hypocreales; Hypocreaceae. The record is from RefSeq and is a predicted model, not a curated record.